Molecule: messenger RNA, 1086 nt
Organism: Emiliania huxleyi CCMP1516
Lineage: Eukaryota; Haptophyta; Isochrysidales; Noelaerhabdaceae
Exons: 3
Coding region: 1-1086 (361 amino acids)
Molecular function (GO): calcium ion binding
Source: RefSeq, a predicted model, not a curated record
AUGGGCAGGGCCCACGCCGACUACGCCGUCCUCGCCCCACCACCCGAGCACAGCAACACCAGGCGCCUCCGCCGCGUCCAGCUACUGAAACGGGUCCUCGACUGCCUCAUAUCCGCGCUGGCGCUCGCGGCAGCCGCUCUCGCUCUGCACGGCAUCGACUCGACAUCAAAGCUGCCGUUCAAGACCUUUGCGCCGCCGUCGCUCUCGUCCGCAAUCAUCUUCUUCGGCGGCCCGUCUCCGCCUCCUGUGCGCGGCUUCCUGCUGUGCACCGUCGGCGCGUGGCUCGUCGGCGCCGCCAUCACCACCGCCUCGCCGCUAUUUGGCCCGGACAACGACACGCGAGCCAUCCUGUCCGCGGCGACGUUGCUCUUCUACUUUGUGCGAACUCUCGGGUCCUCUCAGAAAAUGUCGGGCGAAUUCUUCGUGCCAACCUUUGGGCUCGCGUCGGCACUUCUCGCCGCGCAGGCCGCGCCGGUGACUGCGGGGCCUCUGCAGGCGCUCCGCUUCCUGGUAUCUCCGUGGCUUGCGGGGCACUGCGCGCUGUACGCCGCCGCCGCGGUGGCCUCGCGGCUCCGGCGGCAGGCGCGCGUGCGGCUGAAGCGGUGGGAGGUCCAGCUCGGCCUGCGGGCUGGCGGCGCGUUGGGCAGGGAGCGGGACCUACGCAGCAUCUUCGCGCGGUUCGACACGUCGGGCAACGGCUUUCUUGAGGCGGGCGAGCUCAAGUACGCGCUCAAGGCCGCGACCGGUCUCGAGCCCAGCCUUGAGGACUGCGAGACGCUCAUCUCGAUGAUUGACACCGACGGCGACCACGUCCUCGCCCUCCACGAGUUUGUGCAGCUGGUCACAGAGGAGGACCUGUCCGAGCGCGCCCUGUCCGAGGCGGCCAAGCGCGCCUUCUCCGGAGGGACGGGCUCGCUCUCUGGCGUCCCUGAGCCCACGCGAUCCCUCCCCAGUCGCGGCGCGGGCAUCGGCAGCAGCGCGCAGCUGCAGUGCGCCGCCGGUGCUGCGCUCGCGUUUGUGGCCCUGUGGCGAUUUGGCCGUUGGAGGCGGGGUCCCCGAGAGUCGGCCGACUUCAAGAGUGUAUGA